Salvia splendens (bonfire salvia) is the source of this 486-nucleotide messenger RNA. Its product is annotated as B3 domain-containing protein Os03g0212300. NCBI's taxonomy places the organism in Eukaryota, Viridiplantae, Streptophyta, Magnoliopsida, Lamiales, Lamiaceae. The record is from RefSeq and is a predicted model, not a curated record. Gene Ontology annotation, molecular function: DNA binding. The coding region runs from base 1 to 486 and encodes 161 amino acids. The transcript has a single exon.
AUGGAUGCGUCUGUAUUUAAUUCAUUGCUAUGCAUUAACGUGGCAGAGGAAGGUGUAUACGGCGACUCAGAACACAGUGAUGCUCCGGACGUGGAAACGUCCGACGACUAUGUGCCCUCGGACACGGAUGGGGGCGACUCCUCGGAUGAGGAAGAGUAUGUGCCGGACCCCGGGGUUUUAGCUGAUGAUGGUUGCCCGACUUUCACUGUAACUUUGGACAGCACAAACAUUUCCCGUUCUCUAGAGAUUCCGAUGGCGUUUUGGCGUCGCCACAUUCGGAUGAUAUCACUUCAAGAUCCGGUUUACUUCAACGUGAACGGAGACUCGUGGUUCAUUGUUCUGGACCACAGUGACACCAAGAUUUGGGUUAAACGUGGAUGGCGGCGUUUCAAAAUUGCCAACAACAUCGUUGUUGGUACGCGCUGCCACUUCAAGCUCAUUGAUCGGAUUGACGUCCAGUUUUAUGUAUGGUUUGAUCGACCGUAA